UUAUAUUCGUGCCUAUUGUUUACUAAUGCAUGACAGCAAGAGAAUAAACCUAGGACUGUGAAGUAUUUUUUUAUUUUUAUUUUGCAAAACUACUGAUCAGUUUUGAUAUCAAAAGAAUUACCUUUUAUUUCCUCUUCGUACUUGAAACAGUGAGCAAGCCUAUGGUACUUUUCUGUCUUUUUAAUUGAUUUUUUCCCCCCCUUUGGCUUGCACCCCUCUUAUCUUGCAUGAUACCUACAUGGAAAGCAAGCACAGCAAUCCUUGCUAUUUUUCAGCCUCCAAAUAUUGCAAAGUAGAUGGAUGACAGGUGUGCAUUGCUUUCCUUUAUGUUUAGUUUUUUUCUAAAAUCUAUUCUUCAGUAAAGUUUAAAGCCUAUUGUGUCAGGGCUGGAAGCUGUCACUGCUGCUGAUUGACAUUGACAGCUACACUUUUUGGGGCAUUAUUACUUUUUUUGCCCUCUGUUCUUUUUAUCUCUGCGAAGAUAACUCCUGGUGUUCUCUGUUGUCACUAUGUCGUGUUUAUACUUCAUUUUAUCAAGAAAAUCCAGCUUCUCGGACCCAACUCCUGGCAGAACUAUCCAAGCUGCUGCAGGUUACUGCUUCCACUAUUAAUUAUUUUUUAUGCCAGGUUAUUAGUGUGUAUAUAUCUUUUUUGUAUCAGUUUCCUUAUCACGUCAGUCUUUCCUCCCCUUUUUUAUUUGUUUUUCUGUUUUGCUGUGCUGUAAUUGCACAUUGUGUUCAUGCUUAUACCUUGACGUUGAUUUUUAGUACUCCCCCCCCCCCCCCAAAGAGAAGCAAAUUAAUAAAUAUACAAACAUAAAAAAAACACUACUUUCAAGGGAAGUUAUCUUCAGGUCUGCCACUAAAAAGGACACAAGAAAAUACCACACGUGAACUUCUUAAGAAACCAACUACUAAGAGGCUGUGCUCUUUACAGUUUUAUGUGCUGUUUAGUUUUGAAGUGGUGAUCCUUAGAGGCGGGACUGAGCAUGGAUCAUUCGAACGAGACAACUCAGGGGAUAGAACAUUCAGAAAUGUCUAACAAUGUAAACGAUUCAAUGGGUACAGCAGCCAAAAUAGCCCGCCUUGAGCAGAAUGGGAGUCCUCUAGGAAGAGGAAGACUUGGAAGCACAGGAGGAAAAAUGCAAGGAGUGCCCCUAAGACAAUCUGCCCAUAUGAUGAGGACAAAUAUCAGAAAAGGAAACAUGCUUCCAGUUUUCUGUGUAGUGGAACAUUAUGAAAAUUUCAUUGAGUAUGAUUGCAAAGAGGAGCAUGCAGAAUUUGUAUUGGUUAGGAAGGACAUGCUUUUUAACCAGUUGAUUGAAAUGGCUUUGCUGUCUCUUGGAUAUUCUCACAGUGCAGCUGCCCAGGCCAAAGGGUUAAUCCAAGUUGGAAAAUGGAAUCCUGUCCCUCUCUCCUGUGUGACAGAUGCUCCCGAUGCUACUGUAGCAGACAUGCUUCAAGACGUCUUUCAUGUGGUCACACUGAAAAUACAGCUACACAGUUGCCCUAAACUCGAAGACUUGCCACCUGAGCAGUGGUCCCACAUAACUGUAAGAAACGCUUUAAAGGACUUGCUGAAGGAUAUGAACCAGAGUUCAUUGGCUAAGGAAUGCCCCCUUUCACAGAGUAUGAUUUCUUCCAUUGUGAACAGCACUUACUAUGCAAAUGUCUCAGCAGCAAAAUGUCAAGAAUUUGGAAGGUGGUAUAAACAUUUCAAGAAGGCAAAAGAUAUGAUGGUGGACAUGGAAGAUCUAUCUGAAUUAUCUCAACAAGGCAGCAAUCAUGUGAACUUUGUUCAACAGCCUGUUCCAGGCAACACUCCUGAAAAACCUUCAUCCCCUGUACAACUUUCUCACAACAGCCAACCAUCUGUGCGGACACCACUUCCAAACCUGCACCCAGGUCUUGUAUCAACUCCCAUUAGCCCUCAGCUAGUAAAUCAGCAGCUGGUAAUGGCUCAGUUACUGAACCAGCAAUACGCAGUGAACAGACUAUUAGCCCAGCAGUCCUUAAACCAACAAUACUUGAACCAUCCUCCUCCUGUCAGUAGAUCGAUCAACAAGCCUUUGGAACAACAGGUUUCACCUAACACAGAGGUGUCUUCCGAUAUCUACCAGUGGGUCCGUGAUGAAUUGAAACGAGCAGGAAUCUCACAAGCAGUAUUUGCACGUGUGGCUUUCAACAGAACUCAGGGCUUGCUCUCAGAAAUACUGCGAAAGGAAGAAGACCCUAAGACUGCAUCACAAUCCUUGCUGGUAAAUCUUCGAGCAAUGCAGAGUUUCCUACAGUUGCCAGAAGCAGAGCGAGAUCGUAUCUACCAAGAUGAGCGGGAAAGAAGUCUAAAUGCUGCGUCAACCAUUGGCCCAGCACCACUGAUCAGCACACCCCCAAGCCGUCCUCCACAGGUUUUAAAGACUGCUACCAUUGCAACAGAAAGGAACGGAAACCUGGAAAACUGCACCAUGAAUAUUAAUGCUUCCAUUUAUGACGAGAUUCAGCAGGAAAUGAAGAGAGCAAAAGUAUCCCAGGCACUGUUUGCAAAGGUUGCAGCUUCUAAAAGCCAGGGUUGGCUCUGUGAACUGCUGCGAUGGAAAGAAGACCCUUCUCCAGAAAACAGGACACUUUGGGAGAACCUCUCAAUGAUUCGACGGUUCCUCAGUCUUCCCCAAACAGAGAGAGAUGUAAUUUAUGAGCAAGAAAGCAAUGCCGUUCAUCAGCACAGUGAAAGACCAUCCCAUGUAAUACAUGUUCCUACAGAGCAAAUGCAGCAAACGCAGCAGCAGCAGCAGCCACAACCACCACCUCCACCACCACAGCCACAGCAACAACCAGGUCCCAGGCUACCACCAAGGCAACCAACUGUGGCAUCUCCAGCAGAGUCAGAGGAUGAUAAUCGCCAGCAAUCACGUCCCCGAACAAAGAUCUCGGUGGAAGCUCUGGGCAUUUUACAGAGCUUCAUACAGGAUGUAGGUCUUUAUCCAGAUGAAGAAGCAAUCCAAACACUUUCUGCGCAACUUGACCUCCCCAAGUAUACCAUUAUCAAGUUUUUCCAGAAUCAGAGAUAUUAUCUUAAACACCAUGGAAAGCUCAAAGACAAUUCUGGCUUGGAAGUGGAUGUAGCAGACUAUGAAGAUGAAGAGUUGCCUAAGGAUUUAGAAGAGGCAAUCCAGGACAAAAGUAGUAAUAUACUGUUUUCAGUUAAACUUGAAAACGAUUUAACUGGAGAAGGGAAUACAGAUAUAACGGUUGAUCUAAAAGACUUAUCGUAAAGUAUUAUUUUUAUUCAGAUGUUCCACUGGUAUUACUAAUUACAAUUCCAUCCUAUGUACUGUCAGUAACAUUUUAUUGUACAUUGUUCAGCCAACAAUUCUUGAAAAAAAAACUUGCACAAAGAAAAGAAAAAUGCAGACUACAUUAAAUGUUUUACUCUGUCUAUAAACUGUUCUUAGCUCCAGAUAAAACAUUGAGGAUUGUUUGAUAUUUUGUUUUCACUGGAUAAGCCACAAUCUACUUGAUGAGCAUGAUUCUAGUGCAGUUGAAUUCAAAUCUGGAGCCUUCAAACAGGCAUUGAAACCUUCUGUGGGUUUGUUUGUUUUUGUUUUUUGUUUUUUAUUUCUGUAUUCCCUGUUGUAUUCCACACCUGAUCUUAAAAAAAAAAAAGUCACGCUUCUAUAAAUAUGAGUAUGUUACUCUUGCACAGUUUUAGGGUACAUAAGAACUCUAUUCUGUGGGAUACAGUUGAAAAAUAACAUGCCAACAAAUGCCUUGUGUGAUAUGGCACUGCCGUAAAUUUAGAUUUUAUUUUCUUUUGGAAAUAAAAUGUCACUGUAAUUUUCUUCAUUGUUCUAUGUAUUAUAUGAGGAAGCAAAUGUAGAAUAAUUUUACCCCCAUGUUCUUACCUGUAGAUUCUACAGCAUCAUGUUUUUUUUCAGGAUUGUUUUGUUUGUAAUAUUGCUUAUCUUUGUUAACAUACUGGUUCUUUUUUUGUUUUAUAUUUAUAUAUGUAUUUUGAUGGGCAGUAAAACAAAGUGUCUUAAAAGUUUUAAAUAGAGAAAAUGUGCUUUACAGAGUUGCCUAUAAAAAGUGCUCUAUGUUAUCCAAGCAAUUCAUACUAUAAGCUUCACUCUUAUUGUGGUAUGCAAUUUUUACUAUCAUGCAAACAAGCUUAGGUAAGUAAAACUAAUAGAUCACCUUAGAAACUUAUGCAAUUAAUGUGAAAAAUAAUUGAUGUUUGCAAUGUGUCUUCCUUUGGUUUACAAUCAAUUUUCAAGCUACAUCUGUACAAAGUUUCUGUAUAAAGGUGUAUUUCUUUUUUAUGAGUUUAUUGCUAUGAAAACACCAGUUAUUUUGUUACAGCUGGAUGUUUUUAUAAAUGUAUCACAAGUUUCUUUAUGCAAAGAUGUUCUGACUAGGAGUGGUUAUUGACUGUAACUACACAAUUAAAAUUGUUUGUAUGGUA
Messenger RNA from Bombina bombina (fire-bellied toad), 4461 nucleotides. It is a transcript of the gene SATB1, whose product is annotated as SATB homeobox 1. The transcript is spliced from 11 exons. Gene Ontology annotation, biological process: chromatin remodeling; regulation of transcription by RNA polymerase II. The record is from RefSeq and is a predicted model, not a curated record. Gene Ontology annotation, molecular function: RNA polymerase II cis-regulatory region sequence-specific DNA binding; DNA-binding transcription factor activity, RNA polymerase II-specific. Lineage: Eukaryota; Metazoa; Chordata; Amphibia; Anura; Bombinatoridae. The coding region runs from base 989 to 3271 and encodes 760 amino acids.